Entrophospora candida is the source of this 987-nucleotide messenger RNA. The record is from the annotation of a GenBank genome assembly. Lineage: Eukaryota; Fungi; Glomeromycota; Glomeromycetes; Entrophosporales; Entrophosporaceae.
AUGGGAAGCACCAUUAGUAUCGGCGAUAUCAGUGUAAAGAAAUAUUAUAAAAAAAAUAAAAACCGUACAAAUUUAUCAUUUUUGUCAUGUUCUUCAUCUUCUGAUGAUAAAUCUUUGUGUUCAUCUAAAAGUUCGGAUAGAAUCAAUGUUUAUAUAGAUGGCAGAAGAUAUCUUGAAAGUUCAAAAUAUUCUUUGCCGAAUGAUGACGAAGAGAUUGAUAGAAUGCACAUGCAACAUUAUAUAUCAAGAUUUAUUUGGCAAAAAAAUUUUUGUUCUCCUUUAGAUGAUUUGCUAAGAUACGGUGGCGCAAAAGUUUUAGAUGUUGGGUGCGGUGCCGGGACAUUUUUGCUUGAGAUGGGACAUGAUUAUCCCGAAUCAGAAUUCCUAGGAAUUGAUAUUUCGCCAAUGUAUCCAUCAGAAAUUAAACCUUCUAAUGUGAAAUUUGAACAAAUUGAUGUUCUAGAGGGUUUACCAUAUGAUGACAGCUCGUUUGAUUUCGUUGUUAUAAGAAAUAUGAUAACUGCUUUUUCUAUAGAUGAUUGGGAUUUUUGUAUACAAGAAUUAAUCAGAGUCACUAAACCAGGUGGCUAUAUCGAGAGUUCAGAAUUUGAAAUACCUGCUUCAAAUAGAGGUCCAGUAGCGAAAAAAUUAUCAGAAGCAUGGAUUGAAAUAAUGAAAGCAAAAAGUAUAGAUAUAACUUAUUCAAAUAAACUCGAAGGUUUAUUUUCAUCUUGUAAUGAUUUAAUAAAUAUUAAUCACAAUAUUAAAUUACUUCCAAUGGGUACAUGGAAUGGUGAUGGGGUGGGUAAAAUCAUGGCGGAAGAUUUGGUUUUAUUGGCAAAAGCUUUUGGUCCUAUAUUGUUACUCUCUUGGGGUAUAACUUCCGAGCAAUAUAAUUAUUUAGUUGAUAAUUUAACUAAUGAAUUGAACGAAUACAAAACUUAUUCUAAUAUUCAUGUAAUUUAUGCACAAAAAAAAUUUAACUAA